AGUGCGGUGAAGGCGUCGCUAGCGCAUUUUCGCUGCUUAGUGAAUUUGCCCCAUAGGCUGCAAUAAUAAGUAUUUCUGGCCAACCAAGAUUUUAGGAUCUGUGCCACCAUGACAGAAUGCUCAUUUAUAAAUAAUGCUAGAAUCUUAGCCAUAAAUCAGGGUAAACUGUUGCUUACAAUGGGUAUCAGAUAGGACCUGCACCACUGUGACAGAAUGCUCAGCCAUAAAGCACAAUAUAUGUUGUACGUGCCCAUUCACAUUGAUCCUUUACUUCCCCAGAAGAAAUUGCCUUCUGUUUUAGAUUGUGAAAGGCAGAGUUCCUCUUUCUUAUAGUAAAUGGGCUGCACAUUGGUGCUGGGCACAAAGACCUGGAGCAUCAGAAGAAGGAACAAGCACAGAGCAGCGGCAGGCUGCAAACCAAGAAAUAAGCAUGUCCUUUGUUUUUGAUGGGUCCUUGUUUAACGACUUUGACUUUAACUACACAGACAUUUCUACAGAAUUUCCAACUAUUAUCUCCGCCCCAUGUAAAAGCACAUGGGUUAUCAACAAAUAUUUUGUGGUUGUGGUCUAUACUCUUGUGUUCUUUCUUAAUGUGGUUGGCAACAGCCUUGUAGUUCUGGUCAUCUACUACAACAAGCUGAAGAGGACAUCUACUGAUGUCUACCUUCUCCACUUGGCCAUUGCUGACCUCCUGUUUGCCACUACCCUGCCCUUUUGGGCAGCAUAUAAAGCCAGCCAGUGGGUGUUUGGAAUUUUUAUGUGUAAAACUGUGUCAGUAUUACAGGAAGUCAAUUUCUACAGUGGGAUCCUUCUUCUGGCCUGCAUAAGUGUUGACCGAUAUCUCGCCAUUGUCCAUGCCACUGAAGCUGUUACACAGAAGCGACACUGGGUCAAGUUCAUUUGUCUGGGCAUUUGGAUUUUUUCACUCGCUGUAUCACUUCCAACUCUGUUGUUCAGAACUGUGUUCAAAAGUCCUAAAGAUGCAUAUGUCUGCCAUGACAGCAUUGGGAAUGAAAAUACAGAAGACUGGAUGAUCAUCUUGAGGAUAGGGAGACACUUGGUUGGCUUCUUCAUACCAUUGAUGAUUAUGCUCUUCUGCUAUGGAUUUACCAUCAAAACCCUCUACCAGACCAAGAGCAGCCAGAAGCACAGAGCAAUGAAGGUUAUAUUUGCAGUCGUUCUGGCCUUCCUGAUCUGCUGGUUACCCUACAACCUCACUGUUAUUGUAGAUUCCCUGAUGAGAACCAAGUUUAUCAAUGAGACCUGUGAAAUGCGAGAACAUUUAGACGCUGCCCUCUCAGCUACUGAAAUAUUUGGCUACAUGCACAGCUGCAUCAACCCCAUUCUAUAUGCAUUUAUUGGACAAAAGUUCCGGAACAGUUUCCUGAGAAUCUUGGCCAGCAAGGGCAUCGUUAGCAAAUCAUUCCUGGCUCGUUAUGCUCGUGGGUCUUCCUUUUCCAUUGGCUCCACUUCUGGAAACACAUCCACCACACUAUAACCAGCCUGCAAUCAUUGUAAAUCUUUCAUUUGUGUUUGCAUGGCUGCUUCUGGCCACAUAAAACUUGAUAUUCACUCAAACUCCGAAUUGGACAGGGAAAAACUGCCUUCAACUGCAAUUCUAGACAUUAGAGCUGGUACUGUGUCUGCUUUAUGAUCAGGCUAUGAUCAGUCUUUAUAUAUUUCAAAAGUCUAGCUUCAAAUUCUAUGAUAAAUUCUGAUAAUAUUCUGAUGCUUUCCCAUGACCCGUAAGCUUAGCUCCAGAGAAGCAGGGAUAACUCUAAAGGCUUGGAUCAAUACUGUUAUAGGGUUAGCACAGUAACUUCAGUAUAACAAAUACUUAUUUCUAGAGUUUAGUUAUCCUUUAAAGGGAUACUGUCAUGGGGAAAAACAUUUUUUCCAAAAUGAAUCAGUUAAUAGUGCUG
Messenger RNA from Xenopus laevis (African clawed frog), 1922 nucleotides. It is a transcript of the gene cxcr1.L, whose product is annotated as C-X-C motif chemokine receptor 1 L homeolog. The record is from RefSeq and is a predicted model, not a curated record. Gene Ontology annotation, cellular component: plasma membrane; external side of plasma membrane; membrane. The transcript is spliced from 2 exons. Lineage: Eukaryota; Metazoa; Chordata; Amphibia; Anura; Pipidae. The coding region runs from base 431 to 1498 and encodes 355 amino acids. Gene Ontology annotation, molecular function: C-C chemokine binding; C-X-C chemokine receptor activity; G protein-coupled receptor activity. Gene Ontology annotation, biological process: immune response; neutrophil chemotaxis; chemokine-mediated signaling pathway.